Molecule: messenger RNA, 1299 nt
Organism: Phycomyces blakesleeanus NRRL 1555(-)
Lineage: Eukaryota; Fungi; Mucoromycota; Mucoromycetes; Mucorales; Phycomycetaceae
Exons: 8
Coding region: 1-1299 (432 amino acids)
Source: RefSeq, a predicted model, not a curated record
AUGGAAAAGAGAAACAAAGCAUGGGUAGAUUUUUAUAAACAAGCCUCUUUGUUGAAGAAGUUUUUAAGAGGAAGAAUUGAAGAUUUGAGAUUAGAAACAAAGAUUCGUGAGAACUUGUAUAGGUUUUGUUUAUUGAGAAAAGAUUUUGUAUCAAAGUUUGACCAGGUUCCUAAACUGAACUACUACUGCUAUUUAUAUUAUUUUGGAUUGGAAAAUUAUAUGACUGGGAUCAGUCCUAAUGAAGUAUUAACAUCGAAAAAAAUGACAAAGUGUAUUCCUACUGCUCCCCGCCGACCCAACCUACGCAUUAAUGCUGUUCUUAAUAGCACAAAUGCAGGUGUUGUUGUUCCAAUUGAUACACCAACUCCAGAAGUAGCAGUUGACAUAGCCUCUGAAGUUCAAGUCGCUGUGACCCCAAUGGAUCACGUCCUUACCUUGUUGGCAGCCAACAAUGUGUUGAUGCAAUCCUUGCAACAAAAUGCAAAAGGAGUGACUGAUGCAAUAACUCAUUUGAAGAAUGGUCUGGAUUUGUCCAACAAGACAAAUGAAUUUUUGAAGAACUCGGCAAUGACCAGCCAAAAUUCCGUGAUGCCUUCUGCUGUACCAGCAGAUUCUUCUUCUUCCAUGGAUGAUGAUCUUGACCUUGGAGCGAAACAUCAUCCCUUGAUUUCUCAACUUAUCAAUAGUUACAUCAAGAAACCGAACUUUGUUAGCACAGACCCGCUCAAAGUUGCUGAGAAUAAUAAUAGAUCAGCAUGGUCAAUGACUGGCAUGUAUGGCAAUAAGUACAACAAGACACUUGCACUGGCUCUCUUCAAGUACCUGAGACCUCAAAGAUGUUGCACAAAUGUGUCAAAGAGUAUCAUUAUAAAUAUAAUAAAGAAUCACUACCAAAAUCAAGUGCGAGUCUUCCGGACCUCAGCAGAGAAGAUUAUGGCUAGAAAUAAAGCUGGAAGAAGACACAACAGAAAGAAGACUCUUCUUGACCAUUGUAUUAUCACGUACCAGACAUACACAGAGGCUAUUCAUGAGGGCAUGAAUCGAUAUGAUUGCAGAAAUAUUCUUUCUAUUGAGAUGAUGUCUGAAGGCAAGUCAGAUGGAGAUAACAAAGUGUGGGCAUAUCGUCCCAGCUGGAGAACUGAUGAGCUCCAGACGUUUAUUAGUAUUAUUGAUGAACUUACUGUUAUCCAUUUGAAGAAAAAUUCAGAAAGCUUGAAAAAGCGCAUCCCUUAUGAGAAAGAAGUGAGCAUUCCCGAGAAUUUGGCAGUCACUUUACCAGAUUGGUGCUUUUCAAAAUAA